GUCAAAGAUCACUCUGUGGACAAUAUUCUGGCACGUGUCGGGGACUAAUCCAUUAUAUCAUAACUCUUAUGAAUUAGAUGUUUAUUUUGUUAACAAUGUACAAGCAAUUUUUAUUUCUGUUAAUUGUGAAGACAGUGUAUUGUCAGGACAAUGUGUUAGACGUUGCAAAGAAUUUGGGAGCAAACCAGCUAGUGAAAUUACUUCAAGAUGCUGAAUUAAGUAGUGUUCUAAAAGGGAAAGGUCCAUUUACACUUUUUGCCCCCACAGAUAAAGGCUUCAGUGCCCUUCCGGCCGAUGUUUUAGACAAAUUGACAAAAGACAAGACACUCUUAAAACAGGUUCUGUCCUACCAUGCAGCAAGCGGAGCCAAGCUAUCAUCUGACCUGACAAAUGAUCAGUUACUAGAGUCACUGGACAACUCACAAAAAAUCAGAAUCAACAUAUACGAUGGCAAAGUGUUUGCCACGGGAUCUCAAGUUAUCUUACCAGAUAAAAAUGCUUCCAAUGGCGUAGUUCAUAUGUUGAACAAAGUUAUCUACCCUGUCCCUACGGAGAAUGUGGUUGCACUGGCGUCAAAAACCCCGGAACUGAGCACCCUGGUAUAUGCCAUUAUUCGUGGAAAACUGGAGAAAACAUUAACCGAGGGACCAUUUACAGUGUUCGCCCCAAAUAAUGCCGCAUUCCAAAAACUUCCUCCCGGAAAACUGAGUGACUUGCUGAGCAAUGAGACAGCUCUCGUGGAUCUCCUAACCUACCACGUAGUCUCGGGAACGGUUUACAGUGCUGGUCUAAAAGACGGAAUGGAAGUUCCCACGGUUCAGAAAUCAGAAGUCAGGAUCAGCAUAAAUGGAGGUACGGUUAAGGUAAAUGAUGCAACCGUUAUACAGGCUGACGUCAGCGUUUCAAAUGGCGUGAUCCACGUCAUCGAUACUGUGCUUACGUUGCCAUCCUAAAAUACCGCCAUUUUGUGAUGCUGUUCUGUUACUUUAAAU
Saccostrea cuccullata (small rock oyster) is the source of this 992-nucleotide messenger RNA. Its product is annotated as transforming growth factor-beta-induced protein ig-h3-like. Gene Ontology annotation, biological process: cell adhesion; extracellular matrix organization. Gene Ontology annotation, molecular function: cell adhesion molecule binding. Lineage: Eukaryota; Metazoa; Mollusca; Bivalvia; Ostreida; Ostreidae. The record is from RefSeq and is a predicted model, not a curated record. Gene Ontology annotation, cellular component: extracellular matrix. The transcript has 6 exons. Bases 78 to 953 code for a protein of 291 amino acids.